AAACUUCAACUAAAACAAAUAAAUAUAUAAUUAAUUUAACUACCGAUAAUCUUAACAUCUCAAAACACACGAAAGUGGAAGAUGCGAAAGAUGAUGCCGAUCUUUAUGAACAAAGUGCCAAAUGUAGUAAAAAAUAUACAAAUGAAAGUAAUGAAUACGAUGAUGAUAUCGAUAUUGUUGGAGAAAGCAAAUACUCCAUACAUAAUCAAGGAAAGAUAGACAAAGGUAAAGAAAAGAUAGCACAACCUGUAGUACAUAAUACGAGAAGUCAAGCUGAAAUAAUUAAAAAUAUAAAUGAAAAAAAAUAA
Molecule: messenger RNA, 308 nt
Organism: Dentiscutata heterogama
Lineage: Eukaryota; Fungi; Glomeromycota; Glomeromycetes; Diversisporales; Gigasporaceae
Source: the annotation of a GenBank genome assembly